AUGAGGCAGAAGCACUACCUUGAGGCAGCGGCGCGGAAACUACAAGCUAGCUGCCCAGGCCAAGCCCGCUAUCUCCUCUGGGCCUACAGUUCGUCACACGAUGCUAAGAACACUUUCGAAGAAACAUGUCCAUACUGUUUCCAGUUGCUGGUGUUGGAUAACUGCCGAGUACGCCUCAAACCCAAGCCCAAACUGACACCCAGAAUACAGAAACUUCUAAAUCGAGAAGCAAAAAGUUAUACACUUAGUUUUAAAGAAGCAAAAAUUUUGACAAAGUACAAAGACUCCAAAAGUGUAUUGCUGAUUACUUGUAAAACAUGCAACAGAACAGUUAAACAUCACGGCAAAAGUAGAAGCUUUCUAUCAUCCCUGAAGAGCAAACCUAGCACUCCCACGACUAAACCCACCCUGAAGACACCAGAGAGAAAGACUCUAAGUUCUGCCAACCUAAAUCAUGACCUGUCUGGUUCUAAAAGCAAGAGCCCUGCAUUGAUUUUCAGAACACCUGCAUCUGGACAGUCAACACCCACUUUCUCUUCCUCAAAGAAUAUAAGCAAAACAAAGAAACACUUCUCUCAACUAAAAAUGCUACUUAGUCAGCAAGAGUCCCAAAAGAGUCCAAAGACAGACUUCAGAAAUUUCUUGUCUUCUCUGUAA
Molecule: messenger RNA, 657 nt
Organism: Orycteropus afer afer
Lineage: Eukaryota; Metazoa; Chordata; Mammalia; Tubulidentata; Orycteropodidae
Gene: RMP24
Product: chromosome unknown C18orf21 homolog
Exons: 5
Coding region: 1-657 (218 amino acids)
Source: RefSeq, a predicted model, not a curated record